AUGCAGCAGAAUGGGAUCAGCAGUGUCAAUCAACUGGGGGGGAUCUUUGUGAAUGGUCGGCCCCUACCUCUGGACACCAGGCAGCAGAUUGUGCAGCUGGCAAUGAGCGGAAUGCGACCCUGUGACAUCUCACGAAGCCUUAAGGUAUCUAAUGGCUGUGUGAGCAAGAUCCUAGGGCGUUACUACCGCACAGGUGCCUUGGAACCCAAGAGUAUUGGGGGAAGCAAGCCACGCCUGGCCACACCUCCCGUGGUGGCUCGGAUUGCUCAGCUGAAGAACGCAUGUCCAGCCCUGUUUGCCUGGGAGAUCCAACAUCAGCUUUGUGUCGAAGGGUUCUGUACUCAAGACAAGAUGCCCAGUGUCUCCUCCAUCAAUCGAGUUUUGCGGGAACUACAGGAAAACCAGAGACUGCAUUGGGCACAGCUCAGCUCAUCAGCUGUUUUGGCUCCAGCUCUUCCCAUUCUUCAUAGUGGUGAUGCUCCCAGAGGUCCUCACCCAGGAACUAGCCACAGGAAUCGGACUAUCUUCUCUCCAGGCCAAGCUGAGGCCCUGGAGAAAGAGUUCCAGCGUGGGCAAUAUCCUGAUUCAGUGGCCCGUGGAAAGCUGGCUGCAGCUACCUGUCUGCCCGAGGACACAGUGAGGGUCUGGUUUUCCAACAGAAGAGCCAAAUGGCGUCGGCAAGAGAAACUGAAGUGGGAAAUGCAGCUUCCAGGUGUUUCUCAGGAUCUGACAGUACCAAGAGCUUCUCCAGGGAUUAUCUCUGCUCAGCAGGACCUUGGCAGUAUAUCCACAGCUUCCCUGCCAGCCUUGGAACCAGUGCGUCCUUCCUGUUACCAGCUGUGCUGGGGGACUGCACAGGAGAGGUAUCCUAUUGACACUCACCAUCCAGCCUGUCUCCAGCCCUGCUGGGAUGGCUGCUCCUUCCUCCUUCCCAUGGCCACAUGUGUGGACUUUGCCUGGCCCUGCUUUGCUGCCCCUCCUAUGCAUCAACCAAUUGAAAGAUCUGGAGAAGCAACACCUACCCCUUAUUCACAUUGGCCAUAA
This is a messenger RNA of Dipodomys ordii (Ord's kangaroo rat), 1044 nucleotides long. It is a transcript of the gene Pax4, whose product is annotated as paired box 4. The transcript has 10 exons. The coding region runs from base 1 to 1044 and encodes 347 amino acids. The record is from RefSeq and is a predicted model, not a curated record. Gene Ontology annotation, biological process: anatomical structure development; regulation of transcription by RNA polymerase II. NCBI's taxonomy places the organism in Eukaryota, Metazoa, Chordata, Mammalia, Rodentia, Heteromyidae. Gene Ontology annotation, molecular function: DNA-binding transcription factor activity, RNA polymerase II-specific; RNA polymerase II cis-regulatory region sequence-specific DNA binding.